GAGAAAUGAGCGCAUAAAGGCACACAACUGCACAUUUUCCUCACUGUGCAGCUGAAAGUCACCAUGGCAGUUCUGCAGCUCCUCUUCCUCACCUUCAUCACAGGUGUGUGUUCCCAGACACCGAAGGAUAUUUAUGUGAAGGCAGGAGAGAUGGUGACGCUGCACAGUGAAGUGUGUAAAGUGAAUGAUACUGCAACACUCUGGAAACAAGAAACUGACCAGAUCAUAUAUGUGUACAGCAACAUGUCUGCAGCUGAGCAGAAACGCAUGGGCGUGGUGCUUUAUAAGAACUGCCUCGUGAUUCUUAGAGCCUCCGGGAACCACACGGGGAAUUACUCGUGUCAUUAUCUCAGGUGAGAUCCAGACAGGCAUGGACUUGGAAAAGUAGAAUAUGGAGCAAAAGUCCUUUAAUUUCAAUAAUUCAGCUUAAACUGAGAGAUCGUCUAAAGGCUCAGGAACCCUUUGCAGAUGUUGAUCCCUUCAUAAUAUUCUAAUUGAAUUUUGAUGUGGGGUUUUCAUCAGCUGUAAGCCAUAAUCAUCACAAUUUUAGCAAAUAAAGUCUUUAAACCCUAACUCUCUCAUGUAUUAGUUUUACCCUUUAAACUGAAUUACUGGAAAAAAAAAGAACUUUUGCUCCACAUUCUAAUUUUUCAAGUUUCAUCUGUCUUUGAACAACCUUCAUUUAGAGAAAUAGAGAUUUGCUUUGAUGAGACUCAUGAGACAUAGUCACAUCAUGGGUAGUCACAGUGGACAGUUUAAAAAUGGGUUGCUGUUGUCCAAAACAACUCAAAUAUA
This is a messenger RNA of Nothobranchius furzeri (turquoise killifish), 795 nucleotides long. The record is from RefSeq and is a predicted model, not a curated record. Lineage: Eukaryota; Metazoa; Chordata; Actinopteri; Cyprinodontiformes; Nothobranchiidae.